CACACCGCAGCAAACAAAAUGCACAUCCGCAACGGCAUACACCUACUAGGCCUCCUGGCCCCUACUCUUGCUAGAGCAAUAACUUCCUCCCCCCUCUCCACCUCCGGCCGAUGGAUCGUCGACUCGGACGGCAACAACGUGACCUAUGUAGGGGCGAACUGGCCCGGCGCCGAAGUAGCCAUGAUCCCCGAGGGUCUACAGUACCAAUCGAUCGAGUAUAUUGUCGGCAAGUUGAAGGAUCUAGGGAUGAAUGUGAUUCGACUCACGUUUGCAAUUGAGAUGAUCGAUGAUAUUUAUGAGACAGGGGCGGAUGUACCGAUCAAGACGUCGUUGAUUAAUGCGUUAGGAGACACGAAUGGGACGAAGAUUUAUGAGGAUAUUGUGGGGAAUAAUCCGCAGUUUGGGGAGAAUACAACCCGACUUGAGGUCUACGAUGCUGUCGCUACGGAGUGCUAUAACCAGGGCAUCUAUGUGCAUUUGGAUAACCAUGUUUCCAAAGCGUCGUGGUGCUGUUCGACUACCGAUGGUAAUGCUUGGUUUGGGGAUACUUACUUUAAUGUUUCAAAUUGGCAUCGAGGGUGGAAAUAUAUGGCUGAGCAUGUGAAAUCACUCCCCGCGGUGAAAAGCAUCGGGAUGCGCAACGAACUCCGCAGUCCUGACGACGACACCACCCUCGCCGACGACAGCUACAACUGGGACAACUGGUACACGAACAUGGUUGAGAACGCGAAGCAAGUGCACGAGGUGAACUCCGAUCUGCUCCUCUUCUUCUCUGGCCUCAACUACGACACCACACUAUCCCCGAUCCCCACAGCCUCUAACCUAGGUAACGACACCUACUUCAAGAAAUCCGAUUUCACCUUCUCCGAUAAGAUUGUCCUCGAGCUCCACAACUACGAUUCCUCCGCUACUAGCUGCAGUAGUCUCUCCUCGAGCUUACUAACAGAUGGAUUCAACGCCCUAGAGACAGACGACUCCAGCAUUGUCAAUGUUUUGCCCGUGGUAAUGACGGAAUUUGGCUACGAGCAGGAUAAUACCACCUAUACGGAGGUAUAUCCGAGUUGUUUGAGGAAAUGGUUGCCCAGUGUGCAUGCCGGGUGGAUGAUCUGGGUGCUCUCGGGAAGUUAUUAUAUCCGCCAGGGAAUCCAGGAUUAUGAUGAGACUUGGGGUCUACUGGAUCACACAUGGUCCGAUUGGCGAUCCAGCGAAGCCAUCGAGAACGGCAUCAUCCCAAUGGUAGAGGCUAGCUUGGGCUGACGUAUCAAUAAUCCACGUGGGUUUAUAUAUAGCUCGAGCAGCAUAUAAGACU
This is a messenger RNA of Aspergillus sclerotioniger CBS 115572, 1309 nucleotides long. Its product is annotated as cellulase family protein. Lineage: Eukaryota; Fungi; Ascomycota; Eurotiomycetes; Eurotiales; Aspergillaceae. Bases 19 to 1257 code for a protein of 412 amino acids. The transcript has 4 exons. Gene Ontology annotation, molecular function: hydrolase activity, hydrolyzing O-glycosyl compounds. The record is from RefSeq and is a predicted model, not a curated record.